CAUUAAGUUACAGUUACAUGUGUUUAUAUUUUUUCUGCAGAUGGUAGAUGAGCUCUUUGAAGUGAAUCAGCUGUACUCUACUAACUGGCAGGUUGUCAACUGCAGUACCCCUGCUAACUUCUUCCACAUAUUACGGCGUCAGAUUACACUGAACUUCCGCAAGCCUCUGAUCCUGUUGACACCAAAAAGUCUUCUACGAUUGGAAGCUGCCAGGUCUCACCUUGAUGAAAUGACAGAAGGUACAUCAUUUAGGCGAGUGAUUCCCGACUCUGGUCCUGCCUCAAACAACCCUGAAAAAGUUCGCAAACUUCUUCUUUGUACUGGCAAAGUCUACUAUGAAUUGGCAAAGGAACGUAACAAGAGAGGUCUCGAGGAAGACAUUGCUAUCUCUCGUGUUGAGCAGAUAAGCCCAUUCCCUCUAGACUUAAUAAGGGCUGAGCACCAAAAGUAUGACAAUGCAGAGAUUGUGUGGGCGCAAGAAGAGCCCCAGAACAUGGGGUACUGGACUUAUGUUCAGCCACGCCUUGUAACCUCUGUUGGAAACAAAGUUAAGAUCAGCUAUGCUGGUCGCCCGCCAUCUGCAUCAACUGCAACUGGCAACAAGCAUCACCACAAUUCCGAACAAGAAGACCUCAUAAACCAAGCUUUGGAUUAAAUGUUCAUGACACCAUAUUGAAAUAUUGAAAGUAAAACUGACAGCUACAAUUGAUAUAAAAUAGAGACACACAAUGGUCAACCUUAGUUUUACUUGGCCAGUCGUUUUUUCCUUUUAUAUUUAACUUCAGCAUAUGAUACUAUAAUUUGAUCAAUUGUUUUUCUACAAACUGAGAAAUACUACAUAACAAUAGGGAAUUUUAUUGGAGGAGUGAAAGAAUAGUAAAUGUAUAGACUAAAAGCAAGACUAUGGUCCUUGAACUACACUAGCCUGUGAAGUGUAAUCCCACUAUUUUACUUCAAAGAAAUCAAAUAAUUUCAAAGUUAUUAGCCUGUAUAACACCUUCACAUGGCUGACCAGUGAAUCAAAAUCAAUAUUAUUCUGCAGAUUAGGGAAAUAGCAUUUUUUAUUUUCAUGAAAUGAUAUCUGUAAAAUGCACUAAAUAAAUAAAAGAAUUCUUUGAUA
Orbicella faveolata is the source of this 1120-nucleotide messenger RNA. RefSeq names its product 2-oxoglutarate dehydrogenase complex component E1-like. The record is from RefSeq and is a predicted model, not a curated record. Gene Ontology annotation, molecular function: oxoglutarate dehydrogenase (succinyl-transferring) activity; thiamine pyrophosphate binding. Gene Ontology annotation, cellular component: mitochondrion; oxoglutarate dehydrogenase complex. NCBI's taxonomy places the organism in Eukaryota, Metazoa, Cnidaria, Anthozoa, Scleractinia, Merulinidae. Gene Ontology annotation, biological process: tricarboxylic acid cycle.